AUGAACAUGAGCGACGCACCUGCUGCGCGGCUGUACGACGUGCCUAGUAGUGCGGCGCCGCAGGGCACGCCCGCUGCGUGGCCGAUCUACGCCGUGCCACGCGUCGCGCCCCCCGCGGCUGUUGCGCCGAUGCAGGCGCCGCGUGAGCCCGAGAGCAUGGAAGAGCAGUCUUCCGACUCGCCACGCACACCCUCGCCCAUACUCGGCGGUACAGACGCCGAGCGCGUCGCGACACCAGGGCACCUUACCUUUCCGCAGGUUGGCCUCGGGACGAUGGAGCAAGAGAUGCAGCUGCUCACUUCGCUCGAGGACCUCGAAGAGGCGGACGCGCCGGCAGAGCGCGCCGAGACCGAUAACCUCGCGUCCGAGAUGCUCGAGCGCCUCGCCGCGAUCCGCCGCGAUGAAAAUGCACCCUCGCCGCACCAAGCCGAGCUCACCACGAUGGUCGAGACCCUGGCGCAGCGUGUGCAGCAGCAGCAAGAGUCGCGUGAGAAGCUGCGCCACCUGGUGCGCGUAACGCGCCUCGCGUCGCUCUCUCUCCUCUCUUCCUUGCGCAUUUCCUACUCACAUAUGCUGCAUGCCGAGCGCGAUAUCAACUCGCGCCUCGAGGUCGAGCUGUCCGGCUCCAAGAGCCAGUCGCGCAUGCUGAGCGACAUGGUCUCGCGCGCCUCGCUCACCCACGACGACGAGCGCCGCACGACGCCGCAGCGUGCAAGCGACGUCCCGGACGAUGAGCGCCGGCCCCCGCCGACGCCGCCCGCCGCCGCCGAGCGCAACAAGCUCCUGGCCGAUAAGCGCUACCUCCGCCAGCGCGUGCACGACGCGGAAGCGCAGGUCGCGCGCCUCGAAUCCGAACUCGAGGCGCUGCGCCCGGUGCUCCUCCGCCACUCGCACGACGAGCCGCCGAUCGCGCCGAGCCGCACGCCGCGCACGCCGCGCCGCCACCGCGAAGCGGUGAUGGGCGACGCCAAGUCGGAGCACCUCCUGCUCGCCGCGCGCAUGCUGCGCACGCUGCGGCACGCGGCGCGCGGCCACGCCUCGCCGGGCUCGACGCUCACGGAUAAUUCCCCGACCAAGUACAAGACGGACGCGCUGGACGGGCCGCAUACCCCCCGCACGCGCGAGUACCCCACGACGCCCAAGAGUGCGGUGCGCCCCCGCGUCGUGACCGACGAGCAGGCGCUUGCGCCGCGCGAGUGGGCGGGCAGCGCGCCGCUGAGCGGGAUCGACGAGCUGCUGCACGCCGCGCAGUCCCUGCGUGGCUCGGAAACGGAAAACACGUCGCCGCGCGUCGGCUACCGGCACUCGGAGGGGUCAACACACUACGAGUCCCCUGCGCGCGCCUCGCCGACGCGCCCCGCGUGGCAAGCUCCGCCGGCGUCUGCGCCGGUCUUUGGCAGCCCAAAGCGCCGGCGCGUGUCGCCCUCGGCGAUGGACAUCGAAGAGCACGCCGGACAUGCGCGCACACCCGGCACGGACCGCCUGUCGGCGCUCGAUGUGCUUGCCGAUCAGGCUGCGACACACGAGGCGCCCGAGCGCAGCCCCCCAAAGACGCCGAGCGAGGCGCACCACCGCCGCACGCACUCCUCGUCGCACCCUUCGUUGGACCAGCCGAGCUGGACGCCCGUGUCGCAGCCCAAGACGAGCCAGUCGGCCGUCAAGCCGCGGGGCGUGGGGGGGAACCAGAGCCCCGAAAAGCGCUUGCCCUACGUACGCUGGUCGGCGGAGGAAGAUACAAAGCUGCGCAAGGCCAUCAAAGAGCACGGCCAGCGGUGGGAGCACGUCGCGCGGGCGGUCGGCACGCGUUCCUACCACCAGUGCCGCCAGCGCUACCUGCUCAUGCGGCGCAAGGAGGCGGCCGCCAACGGCCUCGCAUCGCCGAGCAAGAGCACCGGCGCACGCACCCCGGUGCGCACCCAGGCGCGCCCGACACACUCGACGCACCCCACGCCGUUUGCCGAGACGCGCGAGGCGCCGCCGCCGCCGCCGGAGGAAGAGCAUGGCUCCUCGGAAUCGUCGUCCUACGACGCCGAGGGGCAGGCGCACGCCGCGCCGGUGCCUGUGCCGCCGCAGCCAGUGUUUACCUCGCCGCACGCGCGGCGUUUGCGCGGGGGCGCGUAG
Messenger RNA from Malassezia japonica, 2121 nucleotides. RefSeq lists its product as uncharacterized. The transcript is spliced from 2 exons. Bases 1 to 2121 code for a protein of 706 amino acids. Gene Ontology annotation, molecular function: DNA-binding transcription factor activity; transcription cis-regulatory region binding. Gene Ontology annotation, biological process: regulation of DNA-templated transcription. The record is from RefSeq and is a predicted model, not a curated record. Gene Ontology annotation, cellular component: nucleus. NCBI's taxonomy places the organism in Eukaryota, Fungi, Basidiomycota, Malasseziomycetes, Malasseziales, Malasseziaceae.